CUCAGCCAGCAGUCAGCCUGCCGGAGACAGAGCCUCCACGACUCCCAGCUUCCUCCUCGCCGCCGCCGCCGCCGCCGCCGCCUCCUUUUCUCCUCCUCCUCUUCUUCCUCCUCCUCCCUCGCUCCCACAGCCAUGUCUGCUUAGACCAGAGCCGCCCCACAGCCAACUCGGGCAGCCGCCGCCGCCACAGUAGCAGGAUCAGCUGCCGCCGCCUGGGAGCGAUGACAGGAGUGUUUGACAGAAGGGUCCCCAGCAUCCGAUCCGGCGACUUCCAAGCUCCUUUCCAGACGUCCUCAGCCAUGCACCACCCGUCUCAGGAAUCUCCAACUUUACCAGAGUCGUCGGCCACCGAUUCCGACUACUACAGCCCCGCGGGGGGAGCCCCGCACGGCUACUGCUCUCCUACCUCGGCUUCCUAUGGCAAAGCCCUCAACCCCUACCAGUACCAGUACCACGGCGUGAACGGCUCCGCCGGCAGCUACCCCGCCAAAGCUUACGCCGACUACAGCUAUGCCAGCCCCUACCACCAGUACGGCGGCGCCUACAACCGCGUCCCCAGCUCCUCCACUCAGCCAGAAAAAGAAGUGGCAGAGCCCGAGGUGAGGAUGGUGAAUGGCAAACCAAAGAAAGUUCGGAAACCCAGGACUAUUUAUUCCAGCUUUCAGCUGGCCGCGUUACAGAGGAGGUUUCAGAAGACUCAGUACCUCGCCCUGCCGGAACGCGCCGAGCUGGCCGCCUCGCUGGGAUUGACGCAAACACAGGUGAAAAUUUGGUUUCAGAACAAAAGAUCCAAGAUCAAGAAGAUCAUGAAAAACGGGGAGAUGCCCCCGGAGCACAGCCCCAGCUCCAGCGACCCUAUGGCGUGUAACUCCCCUCAGUCUCCGGCGGUGUGGGAGCCCCAGGGCUCGUCCCGCUCGCUGAGCCACCACCCUCAUGCCCACCCUCCGACCUCCAAUCAGUCCCCCGCGUCCAGCUACCUGGAGAACUCGGCUUCCUGGUACCCCAGCGCAGCCAGCUCGAUCAAUUCCCACCUGCCGCCGCCUGGCUCCUUACAGCACCCGCUGGCUUUGGCCUCCGGGACCCUCUAUUAGAUGGGCCGCUUUCUUGCUCUUUUUUGGGACUACUGUGUUUUGCUGUUUUAGAAAAUCAUAAAGAAAGGAAUUCCUAUGGGGAAGUUUGGAAAACGGAAACAAGAGUCAUGUGUAAAGCUUUUUUUUGCAUGUAAGUUAUUGCAUUUCAAAGGACCCCCAUCCUCCCCCCUUUUUUUUACAGAUGAACUUUUUUUUGUGCGCAACUGUGGACACUAUCAAUGGUGCCUUGAAAUCUAUGACCUCAACUUUUCAAAAGACUUUUUUCAAUGUUAUUUUAACCAUGUAAAUAAGUGUAGAUAGAGGAAUUAAACUGUAUAUUCUGGAUAAAUAAAAUUAUUUCGACCAUGAAAGCAAAAGAGUUCUAAAAAAGAUACUCCUUUGCCUCACUUAUAAUGAGCUAGUGAAGUUUUACAUAGGCAUUAAAAAGAAGACAAGCUGUGCAAAGGUCAACAAGGCAAAAAGGAAACAAAUUGGAGGCUGCAUGGUUGAGAACUGUACAUGUGUAUAUACUGGAUGCUGUACUAAUAUGCUUUUAUACAUGUGGCCUGUUUAUAGUGUUGCUGCAUAAUAUGUAGGUGGGUUGGGUUUUUUUGGUCUAAAUACCAAAAAAAAGUUUAGAUAAUUUUAAGUUUAACCCCAAGUUGUCUCAGGUAGAAGGUAAUUUUGGACUCUAAAUACAACCCUCCCAACCUGUGUAUCAAAAGCAAAUGAAAUCCCUCAAAAACUCCUCUCAAUUCUAAAUUCAAUGCAAUUAUUUUGAAGCACUCCCCCCCACAUCAGCUUCUGUGUAUUGCCAGAGCAAUUAGACAAAUUACACUCUCUUCAGAGGGAGCUUUUAGAGAUAAGAAAAAUGAAACAAAAAGGAAGACAUUUACCCUCAUUUCUCUUAGAUUUUUUAAAAAUUAUAAGUGUUUGCAGCAUGACAAAUGGUGGAACUUUGGACUCCUUGGGUGCAUGAUUAUAAAUGUAUUUGAACUCUUUCAGAAAAAGGCCUGGAGAACAAUGAUGGGCCUAAAUCAGAAGGCCAGCAGGGCACGUGGAGAGCAUUUCUUCCCCUGCCAAGAGUGGGAAUUGUGGAGUGGAGGGAAGGAAUGAAAGCUUUGUGGCCUCAUGUUGAUAUCAUUUCGGGUGAGGUAAUAGUCUUAAUAUAAUUUCCCUCUCCAUUCUCUUCACCACUCUGAGUUUUUCAGGGAGCGUUCAUCUCUGCUUUGCUUUUUACAUAAAACAAAGACAAAGCAGUUUCCAAAGGAUGGCAAAUUGAAUCUGUUUGCAGGAUUUCUUCUUUGUGAAGCCUUCUUGGGGUAGAGAGGAUAGAUUUGCUGCAUCCUUUGCCUGUGUCCCAUCCUUCUCCUAGCAUCUUAAUUUUAGACAUCAGGAGUGUGAGCAGAGCUCCCGGAGGGGUCCAGAGCUGUCUCCUGGACCUGAAUGUCAUAUAGUUCCUUUGGCUCUGUUUCUUGGAUAAUCGCAUGUUGAAAAUUACAAGAUGCUUGAGAAACAUUUUACAGCAAGGGAAGUUGGCAGCAAUAAAUGUGACAAAGAGCUUCUUUAAAGGGGGGGAGUGGGGGGUUAAAGAUUAGAACAUAAAAAAUUACAUCCUGUCAUCUGAGGAUUUCAGAGCAGUCUCUUCCAGGGUUGGGAACUAGACCUGAAAAGGCAUGCUGUGUGCCUGGAGGGGAAUUUACCUGUGUGUGUGUUCUCUAGUCUCUCUCUCUCUCUCUCUCUCUCUCUCUCUCUCUCUCUCUCUCUCUCUCUCUCUCUCUCUCUCUCUCUCUCUCUCUCUCUCUCUCUCUCCACCCCUUCAGGAAUUCAAAGAUUUAGUGGGUCUUUGGGGACACCCCUCCAGACUUCCAUACCCAUAUACCCACUGCACCCCCCACAGACAGACAGACACACACACACACACACACAAACACACCCCAAAGCCCUAGCAGUCCCUUCUCCAGGCUUUCUUUUUUCCCCUUUCUCAGAUGAAGCUGGGGGUGACGGAGGCACAGUGGGCAGAGCCACAUGAAGCUCUACUUUGUGUUUUUGCGCCAGCAGAGAAUAGGAGAUUGGGGGUGGGGGUAGAGGGAUUCAUUUCCUGCUUUUCUUUCUUUGCUUGUAAGAUUUCGGAGUUUCCAUUACACCGGAGCCUGUGCUUUAUUUCCGAUGAAUCCAGUAGGGAGGAACUCUGCGCCCGCGCCUCUCAUGCGCUGGGGUGCGUGUUUGGGAAGGUUGGGGGCGCGCACCCACUCUCUGACUCUUCACACUUCCCACCCACUGGCUUCCUGAGAGUGGCAGGGAUGUGCUAGGAACAAGCUCCUUUUCUUCCCACGCAUACUGUGGGUAGGUAUUUUUCCAACUGCCCCUGUCCUCUCCCACCUCUAUCCCUGCCUUUGGUAGGGCAACGCUUUCACUAACCCACUAAACAAGCAGGCGAGCAGUGAGAAGCCCAAGUUUGAACUCUUCUUGGGAAAGAAGCGGGAAACUUAACAACCGCCUUCCCACCCCCACGCCCCCAGCCCUGACGCUCUUGUUAAAAACUCUCCAUCCUCUCAGCGACACAGCCUUGACUUGAGGAUUCUUUCCUUUAUGUUAACCUCACUUCUUCCUCUCGCAGUGGCCUCUUCUCUCAAAAAGCUCUCUCUCUCUCUCUCUCUCUCUCUCUCUCUCUCUCUCUCUCUCUCUCUCUCUCUCUCUCUCUCCCUCCCUCCCUCUCUCCCUUUCUCUUUCCCUCCCUUCCUCCCCCCUCUCUCCUUCCCUCACUCCCUCCCGGCUCCCCCUUUUUCCGCUCUUAAACUUGGUCCACAAGCCUUGGACAAAAAUAUUCUGACAAACCACUCUGUAGCGGGUUUUCCCUGGCACCAUGGGGAUUCUCCCAAGAGGAUUUAACUCCCAGCAGUCCUGCGCCCAGCGAUGUAAAAAUAACAGAUCCCCAGCAAAGUCUAAAAAUAUCUAAGAAGAUGUUUCUCUCCCCACCCACCCACCUCUAUCUCUCCAUUGUUUGUGCCACGCCUAAUAGAAAGGUGCACCAUUCCCGCGCAUCCUGCUGUUCUGUCUGACCCAGGUUUCUCCACCCCUCACUGGGCUCCCCUCUGAUCGCCCCUGGCGGACCUCCUCUUGCUUAGCUUCCCAAAUGAAUCAGGUCCACUCGAAGAUUAAAUUCUUUUCCACGGGCCUCUUUAGCUCCCCUCCACACCCAGAUUCUCCUAACACCGCCCCCCGCCCACCCCCCCAUACCCUCUAUCCUCAAACCUCCUCACAAAACCCAGGAGGCCAAGGGAAUGCUGGCAGCGUUCGUAAUUCCUCGGUGCCCGGUUCGCCUCCAGGGCCCUCUUAGAAGAGAAGAGAUAAAUUGGUCUUUGUUUGAGGCAAGAGUUUGGCUAGGCGGAUUUCUGCCCUGUUCCCCCCCCCCCCCUUUUUCCUGGCGGCCACCUCCUUGUGGAACAGGGGACGGCCUGGGGAGCCGAGCAAAGCCUCAUUCCUGUGGGUGCCAGGCGGCUCCAGUACUGAGCCACAAGGCCUGAGACACACACACACACAGGAACCCGCAAACCUCGCUGCCCUUGAUCUUGCUCGCUCGCUCUCCCUCCCGGUGGGGCACCCACCCGGGAGCCAGUCCACCCACACUGGGAUCCACCCAGGCCUCGGCCUCAGGCAGGAGCGUGUUGACCCACACAUCAACACACGCACACACCCCCUCCUGGUGACACAGGCCAGGCCAGGAUCUCCCCGCCCAUGCCAAUUCUCUCUCUCCCACCCCUGAUCCCACAAUCCCAGACGCGCCGGCUGGCCUCCUUGGGCUCCUUUGAUCCCACCGGACGCCCUGUGGGUCUCGGCGUCCUGGCCGCGCCAUCCUGGGAGUCACCCACUGUGCACCCAGGCCAAACCGUGCUGGCCUCCUCUCUGCGCGCCCGACAGUUUACUCGGGCCUUGACCCCACCCGGGGUUCCCGAAUCCCAGCCCGAAGCGCCAGGGAUGCCUCCAGGAACGCUGGCCCCCCGCCUCCUGCUCCCAGCCCGUCUCCACCCCCCUGCACUACCUCUCGCUGAAGCAGAUGGACCACCCCACCCCCCACCCCCCAACUUCGCAGGCCCUGGGAUCGUGCGCCUCCCACUGGCCACGGGGAUCGCGCCAAGCCGGAGCUCACCAGUCCUCCCGGGAGGCACGCCCAGGGGGCUGACGCCCUAGGGCACCUCUGGGAAUCGCGCCACGCCGGCGGGUCCGACUGCGGUCACCUCUCUCCUCCACCCGAAAGCACCCCCUUCCCAUAAGCGGCAGGCUUGAGGCUCUGGGCUCCCGGGAGUUUGGGGAGGGCAGGGGGCGCUGCGGCUUGCUCCCGCCCUCCUCUGGCGUCCCCAGGUUCCCUGUACACUGCAUUUGGCUCCCCCGCACCCCCCCACCCCCCCAGCCACGGUGAACUCUAGGCCUGGAAAAUAGCUCGAAUAGCGGUAGUAGAUGUGGGAUUGGCUAAAUAUUUUUUCUGCGCAUCCCUGUAUUCCCCCCUCCUCAGCCCCGCAAUUCGCAUUUUCCUUUGCAUCUGACAAGCGUUAGGUCCCCCGCUGGUGGGGGUAGAAAGUCUAAGUUGUAUCUCCUGCGGAGCGGACCAGUGAGAUGCCCUCAAGCCUUUCCCUCCAGUAGAACAAGGUUGCCCGUUGUAAUGCAAUAAUCUGUUUUAUAGGAAGCUGGGGAAUUAAUGAAUCUCCCUUUAAAGGAGAUGAGAAUUCUCUUACAGCAAUUAAAUAUUUCUGCUCUUU
Molecule: messenger RNA, 5827 nt
Organism: Sorex araneus (European shrew)
Lineage: Eukaryota; Metazoa; Chordata; Mammalia; Eulipotyphla; Soricidae
Gene: DLX5
Product: distal-less homeobox 5
Exons: 3
Coding region: 222-1091 (289 amino acids)
Biological process (GO): regulation of transcription by RNA polymerase II; embryo development; anatomical structure formation involved in morphogenesis
Molecular function (GO): RNA polymerase II cis-regulatory region sequence-specific DNA binding; DNA-binding transcription factor activity, RNA polymerase II-specific
Source: RefSeq, a predicted model, not a curated record